GGGCCGCUCACUCGCGGGUGCAACCGACCAAGACGCAUACCCGUAUUACAGUCCUCGUGUACGGCGGUGGCGGCGGUGGUCUCGCCUAUAUAAGAACGUGAGCACGGCAAGUGACGCGUCUCAGUGUCUUUCGUUAAGUCCAUACGAAACAACUUCAAACGCCGAAAACCCAUAUAUUUAGUGAUUUACCGUUGAGACCAAAACCGCUGCAAACGUCCGACGAAAAUGCGUGAAUGUAUAUCAGUACAUAUUGGUCAAGCCGGUGUCCAGAUCGGUAAUGCAUGUUGGGAGCUAUACUGCUUGGAACAUGGCAUUCAACCCGACGGACAAAUGCCUUCGGAUAAGACGAUUGGCGGCGGUGAUGAUAGUUUCAACACGUUUUUCAGCGAGACCGGAGCUGGAAAACAUGUCCCAAGAGCUGUGUUUGUCGAUUUGGAACCUACUGUUGUCGACGAAGUGCGUACUGGCACGUACCGACAACUGUUUCAUCCCGAACAGCUGAUUACCGGAAAAGAGGACGCCGCAAACAACUAUGCCCGUGGGCACUACACGAUCGGUAAAGAGAUCGUGGACAUUGUACUGGACAGGAUCCGGAAGCUGUCCGACCAAUGCACUGGGCUGCAGGGUUUCUUGGUGUUCCACUCAUUUGGCGGUGGUACCGGUUCCGGGUUUACGUCACUGCUCAUGGAACGGUUGAGCGUGGACUAUGGGAAAAAGAGCAAAUUGGAGUUCUCCAUCUACCCUGCGCCGCAGGUGUCCACAGCCGUGGUAGAGCCGUACAAUUCCAUUUUGACCACACACACCACGCUUGAGCAUUCAGACUGUUCGUUCAUGGUAGACAACGAGGCCAUCUACGAUAUAUGUCGCCGGAACUUGGACAUUGAACGGCCCACGUAUACCAACCUGAACCGAUUGAUCGGCCAGAUAGUGUCUUCCAUUACGGCGUCGCUGAGAUUUGAUGGCGCAUUGAACGUCGACCUAACAGAGUUUCAAACCAACUUGGUGCCGUACCCGCGUAUCCACUUCCCUCUGGCCACCUACGCGCCGGUCAUAUCAGCCGAGAAGGCGUACCACGAACAGAUGACCGUGGCCGAGAUCACCAACGCCUGUUUCGAGCCGGCCAACCAGAUGGUCAAGUGCGACCCUCGGCACGGCAAGUACAUGGCGUGUUGCAUGCUGUACAGGGGCGACGUGGUGCCAAAGGACGUGAACGCGGCAAUCGCCACAAUUAAAACGAAGAGGACCAUACAGUUCGUGGACUGGUGUCCCACCGGGUUCAAGGUCGGCAUCAACUACCAGCCACCGACGGUGGUGCCGGGCGGCGACCUGGCCAAGGUGCAGCGGGCCGUGUGCAUGCUGUCGAACACGACGGCCAUCGCCGAGGCCUGGGCCCGGCUCGACCACAAGUUCGACCUGAUGUACGCGAAACGAGCUUUCGUCCACUGGUACGUGGGCGAGGGCAUGGAGGAAGGCGAGUUUAGCGAGGCCCGCGAGGACCUGGCGGCGCUCGAGAAGGACUACGAGGAGGUGGCCACCGAUUCGGCGGACGGCGACGGUGACGACGGAGACGAAUACUAACGAUCACUAGCAUCACCACCGCCGCCGCCACCACCGUUUCAACGCCGCGACGACGGACCGCCGCCGCCCGAUCCCGAGGACUGCGAUCUCUCUGGUCACAGACGUUUCCGACCUCGAGUCUCGCUCGUACGAUGACAAUAAUAAUAAUUAUCUAACUAUAAACGAUAAUCAGUGCUCGAAUUUGAAAAAAUAAAACAAUGCGGGGGGUUGCUAUAUACGAUAAGACUUGAAGAAAAAUUGCAAUGACUUAACUCGACGUAGAUAACUCACUGCGGGGUCUAUGAUGAGGUAGUUGACACAAACUUUUCAGAACAAAUACAACUAUAUAUAAAUAUUAAAUACGUCAUAUUCCGAUUGGAGUACGCAUUGUAAGUAUAAAUGCAGAGUUCUUGAAACGAAGCGUGUAGUUAACAUGACAAAAUGUAAAACCUCGGACUCGUCCGUUCAAUACUUUUGCCCCAAAUUGGUGAAAGUAGGUACCCGAUUUCGAGACUACUAUUGUUUAUUCGUAUCAUUAUGGGAACAAAUUACCUACAAUAUAUUAUUUCAGUGAUCUUAAGUCAUGGUUUUUAUUAUUAAUGAAUUUUACAAUUUAUUAAAUUUAUCCGAGUUAAUAUAAUAAGGACUGACUGACUGAAAUAUAAUAUAAAUAAUAUUAUAUCAACGUUUUCAGAAAUAUUUUUGUAAAAGAAUGCGCUGUUCCGUCGAUAAAAUAUAUUAGUAGAGGAUUUCCGCUCCUCGUGUGCUUCUCCCCAAAAUUCGAGUGCUGAGUAUUAAUAAUAAUAAUAUACUUCUUAAAUACAAUACAUAAUAUAUAUUAUAACUCAUUUCCAACUGGCAUCGGGCGCGUAGUCUAUAUCGUUGAAAUGGCUAUAUUUUAAAUUUAUAUAAUAUCUAUAUCGUUUUUAAUUCUGAAAAUCGAAUAAUUUAUUUACACUAACGCUUACAUUCGACCGAACACCUACCUAUAUAUUAUAUAAUAUUAAUACAUGAAAAUUAUUUUAUUUUAGCUAAUAACUAAAUUAGAAUAUUGUAUUAUACGUGUUGAUCGGUGGCAUAAUGGACUGCAGGAAUUUUUUAUGGUGGAGGGGGUGAGUAGAGUUCAUAGUUAUCACAAAUCAUUAAGAAAA
Aphis gossypii (cotton aphid) is the source of this 2708-nucleotide messenger RNA. Its product is annotated as tubulin alpha-1C chain. The record is from RefSeq and is a predicted model, not a curated record. The transcript has 4 exons. Gene Ontology annotation, molecular function: GTP binding; structural constituent of cytoskeleton. Gene Ontology annotation, cellular component: cytoplasm; microtubule. Gene Ontology annotation, biological process: microtubule cytoskeleton organization; mitotic cell cycle. The coding region runs from base 226 to 1578 and encodes 450 amino acids. NCBI's taxonomy places the organism in Eukaryota, Metazoa, Arthropoda, Insecta, Hemiptera, Aphididae.